Molecule: messenger RNA, 681 nt
Organism: Aspergillus alliaceus
Lineage: Eukaryota; Fungi; Ascomycota; Eurotiomycetes; Eurotiales; Aspergillaceae
Product: chitin deacetylase
Exons: 3
Coding region: 1-681 (226 amino acids)
Biological process (GO): carbohydrate metabolic process
Molecular function (GO): hydrolase activity, acting on carbon-nitrogen (but not peptide) bonds
Source: RefSeq, a predicted model, not a curated record
AUGCCUGCGGCGGAUAGCGCCAAAUCCGGUACUGCCAACGUGGCUACCGGGCAGGUCAUCACAAAAUGCACCCGUCCGGGGACUGUUGCCUUGACCUUCGACGACGGACCAUCUGUCUACACCAACCAAUUGCUGGACCUGCUCAACGAGUACGGAGCUCGAUCCACCUUUUUCAUGAUCGGGGAUGGAAGCCAGGCCUAUCCCGACGUGAUCCAGCGAAUGAGGCGCGAAGGCCAUCAAGUCGCAUCCCACACAUACGACCAUCCCAGCCUCCCCUCUCUGAGCUAUGACCAGACGGUGCAACAGAUGACGAGGCUCGAGGCCGUUCUGCAGCCCGCCAUGGGCGACAUUCCCACAUACAUGCGGCCUCCGUAUUUCGAUAUUAACGAUCAGGUCCUGGGCGUGAUGCGCGAUCUAGGCUACAAGGUCAUCACCUCUAGUAUAGAUACCAAGGAUUACGAGAAUAAUGACCACACACGGAUUGACCACAGCUAUGAGAAAUUCGUCAAUGAGCUCAAUGCCGGCGGUAGCAUUGUGCUGGCCCACGACAUCCACGAACAAACGGUGGUUAACCUCGCUCGGCGGAUGCUGGAGGAGAUCAAGGCGAGAGGUCUGAAGAUGACUACUGUCGGAGAUUGCUUGGGUGAGCCCGCCGAGGCAUGGUACCGUGCGGGUCGUUAG